AUGAAAAUGAAUGCAGAUGGAGAUGGACCAGGUGAGAAUGAAGCCUCAUUCUGGAUUGGAUAUGAAGACCUUUUCAAGGAAAUACAGGACAUGAAGUCCUACUAUGAACGAAUGGCUGAAUUGUGCAAUGAAGCCAUACAAGAGCCACAUGCAUGUAUGAAGAAGAAAAUGAAAGAAGUUACAAUUCCUAGUCAACCCAAACGGACAUUGGAAGAAGUACUAAGGGACAAGAAAGAAAGGAAGGAAGUGGUAAAAAGACAAUGCCGAAAUUCACAAUUAUUUUAA
Molecule: messenger RNA, 285 nt
Organism: Darwinula stevensoni
Lineage: Eukaryota; Metazoa; Arthropoda; Ostracoda; Podocopida; Darwinulidae
Source: the annotation of a GenBank genome assembly